AUGAAGCGAGUGCUGGAGGGCCCCGUGGAGCUUUCGACUCUUCAGUGUUUAUGUCUCUUAAGCUUAGUAGACUUUACAAAUGGCAAUACACAUCGCUCAAGUAUCCAUAGCAGCCUAGCGAUGAAUCUGGCACAAUGUGCAAGCUUAUGCUCUGAACCCCAUGGUUCAUUGCCCCCAGUUGCGCGUGAAGAGCGAAGACGUUGUUUCUGGAGCAUCUGCCUUAUGAAGCGUCUUCAUGGUGUUGAGUUUGACAACCUGGAUUUUCCAGAUGGCCACUGUCCUCAUUUCCCAGAAAGCCCGAAUUUACCGCCCCAGCACUGUCCACCAAAAAUGGCAGAUGGGGGCCGAUCAACUGAUCUUCAAGACCAUGGCAUAAUAGCCUACGUCAUAAUGUUGAGCGAAGUAUUCGUGAAGACUGCAAGAUAUGUCCGACGACAUGGGAAGCCAGACAGUGUCCCUCCAUGGUCUUCGCAGUCGGAAUACUCCAAGAUAAUAACACUCCAAAUGGAGCUUGAAACACGUGUGCCAUAUGUUCACCGGUUUAAACCUGUUAAUUUUAGCGAAAGAACGCUAGAUGAACUACAGACUAAUAGGGAUUACUGGGGCCCCUUUCUCUUAAGCCAAUUCUUGUAUCACACGAUCCUAUGCCUGCUCAACCAUCCACUGCUAUUGUCACUCAGUCUUCGAAAUUUCCGGAGCAGCAUUCCUGAGAUAUUCUUGCAACACACAUCUGAUCUGAUCUCCUCCCACACGACGUGGAUAAUCUAUUUCCUUAAUUACUUUGAAGAGAGGUCGUUCAUGGUAUCGGAUCCAUUUCUUGGGUACAGCGCAGCCGUGGUAGCUACGAUUGAAUUGCAGCUAAGCUUCACUGAGAACCCUACAAUCCGAGAAGAGAAACGUGGGCGCUUUUUUAAGUGCGUUAGGUUUGUAGAAUACCUGGGACAAAAUUGGCCUCACAUGGCGCGAAUGGCGGAUCGAUUGCAGAGUUUAGAGGACGCAGUUUCUGCUACCUAUCGACCUGAAUCCGGCGCUCAGAAUAAGAGCCUGUUGAUAGACCUCUCGCGAUUUUGGGAAAUCCUCGAAUAUUCUUCUAAUGGCGACACAGACUCAGCUCGGCGAAUGUUUGGUGACUCGUUGUAUUCCAACUCACCUGCAUUCACAGCAGAGGUCUCUCAGACAUCGCCACUGCCAGAGCCGACACGCAUGAGCACGCAGCAGGGGAUAUCACAGUCUCCUCUCCCAACCCACUUCAACCUUCAAACAUCCUUGACCAGAGAUCCAUCCUGUCCUGUGGAAUCUGUGGCAACAUCCCAGCCCGCCGAUUUACUGAAUGAUGAGUUUUCGAUACUUGCUGCGAACUUUUUUUCCCAAGGCCAGGAAUUUUUACGAUUCAGUGAUAAUAGGGAUGGUCUGGGUAAUCUGUGA
Messenger RNA from Aspergillus tanneri, 1425 nucleotides. Its product is annotated as putative C6 transcription factor. Gene Ontology annotation, biological process: DNA-templated transcription. The record is from RefSeq and is a predicted model, not a curated record. Gene Ontology annotation, molecular function: zinc ion binding; DNA binding. Gene Ontology annotation, cellular component: nucleus. NCBI's taxonomy places the organism in Eukaryota, Fungi, Ascomycota, Eurotiomycetes, Eurotiales, Aspergillaceae. Bases 1 to 1425 code for a protein of 474 amino acids. The transcript has 3 exons.